GAAAAAACUCCUACAGCAUAAAACAUUGCGCGGCGCCAUCGUCCUCCACCUCUCGCCAUUUGUAUUCAGAUCGUUUAACCAGAGGACUAACAGUACGGCUUAACUCUCAUCAUGGUCCACGUUGCCUUUUACCGAAACUAUGGGAAAACCUUUAAGAAGCCAAGACGUCCCUACGAGAAGGAGCGUCUAGAUGCUGAGUUGAGGCUGGUGGGAGAGUAUGGGCUGAGGUGUAAGAGAGAGCUGUGGAGAGUACAGUAUGCUCUGAGUCGAAUUCGUAACAAUGCUAGAAUGCUUUUGACCCUGGAUGAGAAGAACCAACGUCGUAUUUUUGAGGGUGAAGCCCUUCUGAGGAGGAUGAACAGGUAUGGGUUACUAGACGAGAGCCAGAACAAGCUCGAUUAUGUGUUGGCACUCACUGUCGAGAACUUUCUGGAGCGACGUUUACAGACUCUGGUGUUCAAGUCUGGCAUGGCCAAGUCCAUUCACCACGCUAGAGUGCUUAUCAGGCAGAAGCAUAUAAGGGUCGGGAGACAGGUGGUCAAUAUUCCCUCAUUUAUGGUUAGGGUGGACUCACAGAAGCACAUUGAUUUUUCAUUGAAUAGUCCUUUCGGUGGUGGACGCCCUGGGAGAGUGAAGCGCAGGAACCAAAAGUCAGCUGCGAAGAAGGCUGCUGGUGGAGAUGGAGGAGACGAAGAUGAAGAAGAGUAAGCUGAACUUUAGAUAUAAGACGAUAAUGAUCAUCAUUUCUUUUUUAAACUACGACUGGCCUUUUUGAGAAGGCUAUGUCAGUUAAGUUUUGUUUUGCUAUUUUCUUCAUUAUUUUUGAGAAUAUGUUGGUUUUGCAUAUUAUUUGAUAUUAGGUACGCGAGAAUUUUCUUGGGUUCAUGCUUAAA
Quercus lobata is the source of this 893-nucleotide messenger RNA. RefSeq names its product 40S ribosomal protein S9-2-like. The record is from RefSeq and is a predicted model, not a curated record. Gene Ontology annotation, biological process: ribosomal small subunit biogenesis; translation. NCBI's taxonomy places the organism in Eukaryota, Viridiplantae, Streptophyta, Magnoliopsida, Fagales, Fagaceae. Gene Ontology annotation, molecular function: structural constituent of ribosome; rRNA binding. Gene Ontology annotation, cellular component: cytosolic small ribosomal subunit. The transcript is spliced from 3 exons. The coding region runs from base 112 to 708 and encodes 198 amino acids.